This is a messenger RNA of Effrenium voratum, 1183 nucleotides long. The record is from the annotation of a GenBank genome assembly. Lineage: Eukaryota; Dinophyceae; Suessiales; Symbiodiniaceae.
GGCCAGUCCACGUAGGAAGCAAUCCUUCAGACCCGACUCGACACCCCGAAUGCGAUGGCUGAGCCCGGCCAGGAAGAGCUCAGCGGGCGCGAGGCCCACGAGAUCUGGAGGACCCUGCGCUCCGCUGAUGGGAAGCCCAGCUUUGCGGAGGCUGUGCAGCGGCAGAGGCUCUUGGCAGAGCUGCUCACCCGAAGCAGCCUGGAAGCCAUCGCGGAAAGCCGCAGGGAUGAGCGCGCCAGCUCAAAUUGGCUGCCCAACACGGUGCGGGCCGAACUCAGGAUCGCCCUCUCGGAGCUGAAAGCCAGCGAUUGCUUGCAGAUGGCGUUGCAGUCGCCCAUUGUCAUUAGAGACUAUACCACCGCUGACAUGCUGGAGGUCAUGGAUCAAGAAGGUCUGGACGAUCCCCGGCUGCUGCUGGCGGAGGCGGGGCGAGGGGGCAAGCAGCUCUGGCACUGGCUCUCCGAGAAGGCGGAGGAGGAGGAGUCCUUCGAUUUCUUCCACCAGAGCCUUUUGGACCUCGGCCUCGCCGCCUUGCAGCGUCGAGUUCAGCGCUGCGAGGAGCACUUGCUGAGCUGGGGUCACAGCGGAGUGCAGGAAGGCCUGCGGAACCAGAUGAACCACGCGGCGGAGGCCUUGACCUGGUGCAGGGCCCGUCUGGACGCAGCGCACGCGAAGCGCGCGCCGCGUGUUGGCUUUGGCCAAGAGGGCUGGAAGGAGUCCAUGAAGGAGACCGCAUUCAGCCGAAAACAAGCGAAACCUCUGGCUGCACGUGGCAGAAGCAAAGGUCCCAUGGCCAAACAUCGCGCCCUGCUGCGGCGCCUGGAGCACUUGCAGCAGAGUCCCAAGGACCCGGAGCUGCGGAUCCCCAAGGUGCUGCAGCAGGAGCGGAGCCCCAUGCGCAGGUUCGACACCUGGGCGGACAAAAGCGGCGACGAGAUGCACGGCUUCAACGCGCGAUCCUUGGAGGUGAAGAAGCAGAUGCGGGCCACCGCUUCCCGUCGCCGCACAGCGGAGCAACAGGCUGAGAUGGCGCGGGUCACGCCCUGCUCUGCGCCAAACUUCACCAGGACACGACUCGUCUACUCCGGGGUGUGCCCCAUCGUGGUGGUCACUCGCCGGGGGCUCCGACCGGAAGGUCGGCCGCAGUCCGCCAUGAGGUGAAAAGCGCGGCCGGUUCGCAACA